Talaromyces rugulosus is the source of this 771-nucleotide messenger RNA. RefSeq lists its product as uncharacterized. Lineage: Eukaryota; Fungi; Ascomycota; Eurotiomycetes; Eurotiales; Trichocomaceae. The record is from RefSeq and is a predicted model, not a curated record. Bases 1 to 771 code for a protein of 256 amino acids. The transcript is spliced from 3 exons.
AUGGCCAGCAACGGCCGCCUCGCUGCCAUCUUGGGACCAUUCCGUCUCGUCUGGCCAUCCCUCCAACUGCAUUACGAGGCUUUCAAAGAGGCCAUUCGGAACGACGGUCUCUUCGCCACGUUUACACAUCUCCAAAGAAUUCGAGACACGGCCACAGCAAAACUCUUCACUGACGGUUUCAUCGCCUUUGAAAAUACCACCGUUGUCCCCUCCCUUGUCCGCUCUGCUCACGGCAAAAUUCUCGAACUCGGCCCUGGAGCAGGCAACCAAAUCCACCGUUACGACCCAGCCCUUGUAGACUUCAUAUACGCCGUUGAACCCAACCCACACUAUGAAGAUGACAUUGCUACAAAAGUCAAGAAAGUUGAUCUCCAGGAUAAGUACAAGCUCCUAGCCUGUGGUGUCGAAGACAGCGACAUUUUGAGCAAAGAGGGAAUUACCGAGGGGAGUCUGGAUACUAUACUGAGUAUUCAGGUGCUGUGUGCCGUGGGUGAUUCGAAGAACGCAAUGAAGGAGAUAUACAAGUUGUUGAAACCUGGCGGAAGCUUUGUGUUUUGGGAACAUGUGAGAAACAAGGAUACCGCUACUGCAAUUGCGCAAGCUUGCUGGAAUCCUACUUGGAGCGCACUCGUCGGGUGUUGUCUGAACCGAGAUCUUAUGGAGGAGAUCCUAGCUGCUGGGGAGUGGGAGGACCCUGGUGCCAUUGAGGUGGCAGAUGAUCCAUAUACUUGCUUGCCUAGAAUUUGGGGCGAGCUCAAGAAGAAAGCUUGA